UGAACAGGAACUACGUCACUUGGGAACGCCGCACUUCUUAGCAGCGGCGGCGGGAAGGGCGGCGCGAGGCCCUGUCGCUUCCCUGGGCCUGCGGCUCCGUCAUGAACAGCGUGGGGGAGGCGUGCACGGAGCUGAAGCGCGAGUAUGACCAGUGCUUCAACCGCUGGUUCGCCGAGAAGUUCCUCAAGGGGGAGAACGCGGGGGACCCCUGCGUGCAGCUCUUCAAGCGCUACCAGCUCUGCGUGCAGAAAGCUAUUAAGGAGAAAGACAUACCCAUCGAAGGGCUGGAAUUCAUGGGUCCCAGGAAAGGAAAAGCUGAAAACUCCUCCUGAUCUUGUUUGGACAUCUUGUGCCAUUACAAUGACCUUUUUGGACUUGGAAAAAGAACGUCACAAAGACUAGAUGAUUGCCUUGGAUUAGCUGUUAUUUCUGCCUGGCUUUUUAAGAAGCAAGAAGUCUUUUCUGCAGUUCCUUUCAGCUAGGUUUUGUGGCAAUUACUGUUUCAUCCUAAAUGAAUGUUGUUGGUGGUCUGGCAUCAUGCGGUGUGUGAAUAGCCUUUUUAUCAAUUUAUAAUCAUAAGUGAAUGUACUCUGAACAGGGGAAUAUUUAUUGAAAUGGGUUUAGAUAUUAGCUGAUCUAUGAUCAGUUGCUUUUUUAUUUAUAUAACAUUAAGACAAUUUUAAAUACUGAAAUUAAUGUGAAAGGGGUUAAUUUACGUAUUGGAGUGUGCUGCUGGAUUUUUAUUGGGGAUAGGGUUGGUUUGUUUCCUGAAAACUGAUGUGCUACAGCUUUGCUUCAUAUUGUGCAACUGUAAUGCUGCCAUGAAAGGCCCACUGCUGGAGUUGCAAUGAUUUUUGUUUGAAUGCACAAGGUGUUGUUUUAAUAUAGAAUACACAUCAGUCAACUAAAGUUAUGCUUGACUAAAUGAGACAACUGUCCGGUUAAACCUGCCUGUGCCCUUUAAGAUGGGAAGGGGCCAGCCUGUCACAGAAGUGAAUAGGAGCAACUGCUUUCAGAAGGUAUUUUCAGCAGCCUUGGGCAGUUCAUGCACAGAGCUGAAAAGGCACUGACACUACCUUGAACUUAACUCUAUACUACUGAAUGGCUGUUGCCCCAUAAAUAAAGUUUCAACAGUGAUUCAAUUACACUUCACUUGUCCUUCUCUAACAGGCACCCCCACCCCACAGGCCCAGAAACACUCCACAGAUUAGCCUCAAAAUCAUGAAGUUAGAUGUCUGCUUAAGUUAAAUAUUUGAAUUAGACAAGGGAUUCCUGCUUUAUGACACUCUAAAACAGUACCCAACUGUCAGUUGGAAAUUUGUCUUCCUGCUUUGUAAUAAGAAAUCUGAAAGGAGAGGGAGAAAUGCAACUUUACGAUAUACCCCUGCAUGAAAACUGAUGUCCUAAACCAAAAUGUAGCUGGCUGAAGUCUGUUUUCAAGAGUUAUUUAAAUUUGAUUUAGUAACAUCAGGAAAUGUUGAGUGGUGAGCUUAGUGUAGCAUGUAAAGGAUUAAUCAAGAACCAAGCUUGUUUUCCAAAUUUCUUUAGAGACUUCUGUUUAGCUCCCUUCCUUACACCCAUGCACCUUGCCCUUUAGCCUUCCUACUGAAAAAGACUUUUUCCCAUAAGGAGGCUCCUAAUGGUGUUUAACUCAAGUCAACCUGAAGUCUAUGAAAAACAAAACUUCCCCCUUCUGCCUCCAGCCUUUCCUCCCUAAAUCCCUCUGGAGGUCUUCAAGAAUGGAUCCUUUUUUCUGCAGACCUUAAUGUAGCUGGAGAAAGCAAGAGGUGUAGGUGACUCAGAACAGCAGUUAGUUUCCCCCUUCUCUGAACCUAAGGUUUACAAAAGGAGAAAAUCCCUCCUGAGCCUUAUGAAGGAGUUGGGGGAGGAAGUUUCCUCCCCAAGAACCCAUCAUGAGCACAGGGAGAAGCUGAAGGAGUGAGAGGAGGAGUCUCCUCUAUUGAUGUUGCUUCUCCUCUCCACCAGACAUGUUAACUGUUUCCAUUCUUUUGGACCAUAGGACGGUUUCAGUCCUUUGGAAAUGAGUGAGUUAAUAGGACAGGAGCUCUGUUCCUAGGCACCUUGUAGGAUCUAAACAAGGGGACAAACCUUUAUCUUAAUGACACUUUUUGUAAAAAUUGGAACUUCUUUAUUACAGGCCAGAGGAGAACUGCAGCUACCAUGCUCUGGCACAGAGGAUGAUGCGUGAGCCUUUUGACCAACAGCUGAAAACAGACUUCUCCUAGACUUUUUAGUGCAGGGGUGGGCAAACUUUUUGGCCUGAGGGCUGCAUCGGGAUUCUGAAAUUGUAUGUUGGGCUGGUUAGAGGAGGCUGUGCCUCCCCAAACAGCCAGACAUGGCCUGGCUGCUGCCCCUUAUCUGACCCCCCCCUGGGAUUCCUGCCCCAUCCUGCACCUUCUGCCCCUGCUGUCCCAUCCAACCCCCCUGUCUCCUUCCUGACUGCCCCCCCUGUGACACCUGCCCCAUCCAACCCCUCCCUUCUCCCAGACUACCCCCCAGGAUCCCUGCCUCAUCCAUCCUCCCUGACUGCCCCUUCCAACUCCUCCUCUCCUUCCUGACUGCCCCUCUGGAACCCCUGUUCACACCCCUCACCACCCCCUGAAUUCCCCUGCCCUCUAUCCAACUCCUCCCUGCCCUAUUACCACGCUGCUUGGAGCACUGGUGGCUGGCAGCAUGGCUGCACCAGGACAGGCAGCCGCACAGCACAGAGCACCGGGUCAGUCCGGGCUCUGCAGCCCUGCCGCCCAGAGUAUUGUGCUGUGUGGCGGCAGGGGAGGGGGGACACCAGGGAAGGGGUUGGGGGCUAGACUCUCAGGCCAGGAGCUCAGGGGACGGGCAGGAUGGGCUAUAGUUUGCCCACCUCUGUUCUAGAGGCUGCAGUGUGCCUACUAUUGUAGGUUACUAGAGUUUGCAGGAAUUGAGUUUGUCUCCUAGUCCUCAUAACACUUUAAAAAAACUCAUUAAAGAAAUGUCCAUAACUUCAGUAAGAUGAAGUUAAUAUUUCAGCUGUUUAAUUGCUGUAAGUACAUGCUACCAUUAAAAAAACCUCCAGAAAAUACAGUUAAGGUUGCAGUUCUCAAACAAAGUCCCUGAUCUACCUUAACUGUCCCUAGUGAUGCUCUGAGAAUAGCAAACUCCUGUGAUAUUAUAUAUUCAGAAGAUUCAUUAGCCCAGUGACUAGAACACUUUAGAAUGCCUUAAGGGGUUGUGUGGCUGUUAGGCCAUACAUAGCACCCCAAAAAAAAAUCAUAGUGUAUGGGAGCCAAUCCUUCCCCCCCAUCUUCAGUAUGGGCCUGAUCCUGCCAGCUACUGAGGGCAUUCAGCUUCCUACAGCAAAAACUUAGAUGGAAUCAGUUUGAUCCUGUAAGGUGCUAGCACCUUGUUCUCCAAACAGCACUAGCUGUAUUAUUAAAAACAGAACUAGCUUAUAUUUCAGCCUCAUACACUCAUGAGAGCUAACAUGAAAAAAAAUAGUAUGAUAAAAGUCACCAAUAAAUAUCAGGCAUUUAUAUAUGAAACAAGUUAUAAAGCUAGUUUUCUUUGGAGCACUCCAUACAGAGAAAGGGAGAUGGUAGGAUGGCAUCUUUGGAGCCAGAGUUAAUGUUCAUUGGGAAUGCUGUUUGAGAUAUAACUUAACAUUCUUUAAGGAUAAUGUGCACUCUAGCCCUGUCUGCAACUUGCACUUCACCUCAAUGAAGUGUUUUGGGUGGGAGGAAAGAGGCAGUUAUGCUAACAUUAGAGUAUUACUAUCCCAACUCUGGAAAAACUGUUUCAUCAGCUAAUACGAUUAAGCCAGAAAGUGCCUUAUACUGAGCUUUAACAUAGGAGGAAACUUGCUUUAGCAACCACAUGUAUUCUGCUAAGAUGCUGUGUGGGCUGUAAUAAUGGGGAUGAAAUAAAUAUUGUGAAAUGGGGGUAAA
Molecule: messenger RNA, 3941 nt
Organism: Caretta caretta (loggerhead turtle)
Lineage: Eukaryota; Metazoa; Chordata; Testudines; Cheloniidae
Gene: TRIAP1
Product: TP53 regulated inhibitor of apoptosis 1
Biological process (GO): phospholipid translocation
Cellular component (GO): cytosol; mitochondrial intermembrane space; nucleus
Molecular function (GO): phosphatidic acid transfer activity
Source: RefSeq, a predicted model, not a curated record